GCUCCCGGGGCAGGGGAGGGCCGGGGGAGGGGGGGGCCGGGCCGGUCACGUGGAGCGGCGGCUCCGCCCUCCCCCCACCGCCAUGUUCGCGGCGCCGCUGCGCAGCGCCCGCAGGUGCGUGUUUAUAACGGGGAGCGUGACCAUGGCCACGGGGGGGACAACCAGCCCCCCUAGCAUCCCUCGUCACACCAACCGCCUGAUUAACGAGAAGUCCCCGUACCUCCUGCAGCAUGCUCACAACCCUGUGGAUUGGUACCCUUGGGGUCAGGAAGCCUUUGAUAAAGCCAAAAAAGAAAACAAGCUGAUAUUCCUGUCAGUUGGCUACUCUACCUGCCACUGGUGCCAUGUGAUGGAGGAGGAGUCCUUCAAGAACAAGGAAAUCGGGGAGAUUAUGAGCAAGAACUUUGUGUGCAUCAAAGUGGAUCGUGAGGAGCGGCCAGAUGUUGACAAAGUCUACAUGACCUUUGUGCAGGCGACGAGCGGUGGAGGUGGCUGGCCCAUGAGCGUCUGGCUGACUCCAGAUCUGAAGCCCUUUGCAGGCGGGACAUACUUCCCUCCUGAAGAUGGAGUUCAUCGUGUUGGCUUCCGGACUGUGCUGCUCCGAAUCGCAGAGCAGUGGAAGGAGAACAAAGAUUCCCUGUUGGAGAGCAGCCGUAAGAUCCUGGAAGCAUUGCAACACGUGUCUGAGAUCCGUGUGCGGGGCCAGGAGUCACCCCCACCAUCCAAAGAGGUGAUGGCCACCUGCUUCCAGCAGCUCUCCAACUCCUAUGAUGAGGACUACGGUGGUUUUUCCAAAUCCCCGAAGUUCCCCUCCCCAGUGAAUUUGAAUUUCCUCUUCACUUACUGGGCCCUGCACCGAACAACUCCAGAAGGUGCCCGGGCACUGCAGAUGGCUCUGCACACCCUCAAGAUGAUGGCCCAUGGGGGCAUCCAUGACCACAUCGACCAGGGGUUUCACCGCUACUCCACCGACCAGCACUGGCACGUCCCUCACUUUGAGAAGAUGCUCUACGACCAGGGGCAGCUGGCAGCUACGUACAGCAGAGCAUUUCAGAUCUCUGGUGAUCAAUUCUUUGCUGAUGUUGCCCAAGACAUUCUGCUCUAUGUCUCACGGGACCUGAGUGACCAGGCUGGAGGUUUCUACAGUGCGGAAGAUGCCGAUUCCUACCCAACCACCGCAUCCAAAGAGAAGCGAGAAGGAGCUUUCUGUGUGUGGGCAGCCGAGGAAAUCCGGGCUCUCCUUCCUGACCCUGUCGAGGGGGCCACAGAGGGGACAACCCUGGGAGAUGUCUUCAUGCACCACUACGGAGUGAAGGAGACCGGCAACGUGAGCCCCAUGCAGGACCCCCAUCAGGAGCUGAAGGGAAAGAAUGUCCUUAUUGUCCGGUGCUCCCCAGAGGUGACAGCAGCCCAGUUUGGAUUGGAGCUGGGGCGACUGGGUGCCGUGCUGCAGGAGGGACGCCAGAGGCUGUCCACAGCCCGGGCACAGCGGCCACGGCCACAUUUGGACACCAAGAUGCUGGCGGCAUGGAACGGGCUGAUGAUCUCAGGCUUUGCCCAGGCUGGCACGGUCCUGGACAAGCAGGAAUAUGUCAGCCGGGCUGCGCAGGCAGCUGCCUUCCUGCGGAAACACCUUUUCGACCCCACCAGCGGGAGGUUGCUGCGGAGCUGCUACCGGGGCAGAGACAACACAGUGGAGCAGAGUGCUGUGCCCAUCCAGGGCUUCCUGGAGGAUUAUGUCUUCGUCAUCCAGGCUCUCUUUGACCUGUAUGAAGCCUCACUGGAGCAGGACUGGCUGGAGUGGGCUCUGCAGCUCCAGCACAUGCAAGACAAGCUCUUCUGGGACUCCAAAGGCUUUGCGUAUUUCUCCAGUGAGGCUGGUGAUCCCUCUCUGCUCCUGCGUCUGAAGGGUGACCAAGACGGAGCAGAACCCACCGCCAACUCCGUCACUGUCACAAACCUGCUCCGAGCAGCUUGUUACUCUGGCCACAUGGAGUGGGUAGAAAAAGCUGGGCAGAUCUUGGCCGCCUUCUCAGAGAGGCUGCAGAAGAUCCCGAUAACCUUGCCCGAGAUGGCUCGAGCGACCGCUGUCUUCCAUCACACCCUCAAACAGGUCAUUAUCUGUGGGGACCCCCAAGGAGAAGACACAAAAGAGAUGCUGCGCUGCGUCCACUCUGUCUUCAGCCCGAACAAGCUGCAGAGCUCUAGCCUGCCGCUUGCCUUCAUCCCAGCCCUGCAGGAGGACGUUGGGGAGCUUGUGAGAAAAAUGAAUAAUGAAUUUCAGAUUGAACAUGAAUUGGUGCUGCUGCUGGCAGAUGGAGACGGCGCUGGGUUCCUCUACCGCCAGUUGCCUUUCCUUGCAACCCUGGAGAGGAAGGAUGGCAAAGCCACUGCGUAUGUCUGCAGCAAUUUCACCUGCUCCCUGCCUGUCACCUCACCCCAGGAGCUGCGUGGGAUGCUCUGCCCAUGAGCCCCGUGUGCCCUCUGCCCGCAGGGAGACGAGGGGGUGACAGACUGUCACACCAGCCUGCGAACGCUGGAGAGACCCAUAAUAAAGCCACUCUGGGCAUCAA
Columba livia (rock pigeon) is the source of this 2573-nucleotide messenger RNA. It is a transcript of the gene SPATA20, whose product is annotated as spermatogenesis associated 20. Bases 83 to 2470 code for a protein of 795 amino acids. NCBI's taxonomy places the organism in Eukaryota, Metazoa, Chordata, Aves, Columbiformes, Columbidae. The record is from RefSeq and is a predicted model, not a curated record. Gene Ontology annotation, biological process: carbohydrate metabolic process. The transcript is spliced from 17 exons.